Molecule: messenger RNA, 3041 nt
Organism: Hippocampus comes (tiger tail seahorse)
Lineage: Eukaryota; Metazoa; Chordata; Actinopteri; Syngnathiformes; Syngnathidae
Gene: oprd1b
Product: opioid receptor, delta 1b
Exons: 3
Coding region: 131-1282 (383 amino acids)
Biological process (GO): G protein-coupled opioid receptor signaling pathway; neuropeptide signaling pathway
Cellular component (GO): plasma membrane; neuron projection
Molecular function (GO): G protein-coupled enkephalin receptor activity; neuropeptide binding
Source: RefSeq, a predicted model, not a curated record
AGAGACACACACUGAGAUAAUUUUCACUUGCAGUCUCGGUGGUACACCGUUCACGCACCGUGUACAAAAGAAAACUCUCCUUCCCUUAAAAAAACAAACAAACCAAUCUGUUUCUUUUUUUUUUUUUGUGAUGGAGUUAUCCACUUCCCCUCCGGGUGACAUAUACAUGUCGUUAUCUCCCUUCAACGCAACCCUCCCCGACACGUUAUUACUCGGACUCCCGAGAGGCGUCGGGACCAACUGGACCAACGGGACCAAUGGGAACAACGCUACCAUCGUGUCCGUGGGUCGCGACACGGCAAGGGUCGUCAUCGCCGUGUGCAUCACCGCCCUCUACUCGCUCAUCAGCGUGGUGGGACUGCUGGGCAACGUCCUCGUCAUGUACGGCGUGGUCAGGUACACCAAGAUGAAGACGGCCACCAACAUCUACAUCUUCAAUUUGGCCCUGGCGGACGCCCUCGCCACCAGCACCCUGCCCUUCCAGAGCGCCAAUUACCUCAUGAGCACGUGGCCAUUUGGACAGCUGCUGUGCAAACUGGUCAUCGCCAUCGACUACUACAACAUGUUCACCAGCAUCUUCACGCUCACCAUGAUGAGCGUGGACCGUUACGUGGCCGUGUGUCAUCCUGUCAAGGCCCUGGACUUCCGCACACCGGCCAAAGCCAAGAUCAUCAACAUCUGCAUCUGGAUCCUCUCAUCAGUUAUUGCAGUACCUGUCAUGAUCAUGGCCGUUACCAGGGUGACAGACAAAGGCAGCGUCGAUUGCAGAAUCAUAUUUCCCAAACCAGAAUGGUACUGGGACACGGUGACAAAAAUCUGCGUCUUCAUCUUCGCCUUCCUGGUGCCUGUGCUUGUCAUCACCGUCUGCUACGGUCUGAUGAUCCUGCGGCUAAAGAGCGUCCGUCUCCUCUCCGGAUCCAAAGAGAAGGACAGAAACCUGAGGCGAAUCACCCGCAUGGUCCUGGUGGUGGUUGCGGCCUUCAUCAUUUGCUGGACUCCCAUACACAUCUUCAUCAUUGUCAAGACAAUGGUGAAAAUCGACCACAAGAACCUACUGGUGAUGGCGAGCUGGCAUCUGUGCAUCGCCCUGGGCUACACCAACAGCAGCCUCAACCCGGUCCUUUACGCCUUCCUGGAUGAGAACUUCAAGAGGUGCUUCCGAGAUUUCUGCUUGCCCUAUCGCACACGUACGGAGCAGCACAGCUUCUCCCAAGGCCGCAACAGCACCAGGGAGCCCGUGUCCAUUUGCGCCCCCGCCUCCCGAGGCCGACAGCCCGCGUGACUAGGCAUGGACCGUAGAGGGAUCCAGGAUGAGCUCCAGACCGAAGUCACACAGGUCGCCACCACAGGAGUGUGAAUGUUGGCAUUUUUUUCCCACCGCUGGCAGUUUUAUCUCAAACUCAAGCCCAAGGCUUUGCGCGACGGUUCCCUCGUGAAGAGACUCAAUGCUUGUCUUUCAGGACGCUGAAAAAAUGCCAAGGUGUGCCUGUCGAUUCCAAACUGGUGGAUACAAAUGUACAUACAGACGAGCGACAAAUUAAAAGGGGCGGGGGGGGCGGGUCCACUUUCAUCAGGCCUUUAAAAAUCAUUCAGCACCAGCCAAUUCUAGACCAAGUCUGAAAAGACGUUUAAAAACGUCUUUGGGAGUGAAUGAGUUAAGAAUGCCAAAAACCUGAACACAGAAAUAAAAAAAAAAAAAAAAAAUAUGUAUCGACCAAAAAAAAAGAUACAAUUUAAUUCUAGUCCAAAUCUAUCUUCAUGAGAGGAAACCAAGUGUGUCUUCUCAGUCAGUAAAAGUUAAAAACAACACACACACACGAAAUGAUCCAUCGCCUCAAUGGCAUCACUGGCAGCAGUAAAAUGCUUACUUUUUGCUUCACAGAUGGGAACUAAGUUAGUGCCGAAGUGAUACAAAAUGCUUACAACUUUAUCUCAUCGCUUCGACUCAAGCAAAUUUACUUUCAUUAAAAAAAAAAAAGCAGAAGUUUUGACACAGAUAGUCGAGGCAUUCGACCUGAAGAGCUCUGACAUGUCCAAUGAAAAUAGAUCAGACUACAAAAAAAUCGUGUAGUUGAUUAUAAAAGUAAGCAUCUGGAAAAAAAAAAGCUUUUGUCUGGAUUGUUACUGGUUGCUAGGCAGUAGGUGAAACAAUAUUUAUGUCAUCCAUUCAUUUAUUUUUCUACAGCGCUUGUCCUCAUUAAGCUCGUGGGUGAGCUGUUCAAUUGCAGUUAUUUGCGCCAUUUAGACCAAUUUUAAAAAACAACAACCAAAAAAAAAAAACGUUCUCUCCGGAACAAGCUUUUUCUUUUUUUUCUUUUCAAUCACAGCCCCAUCUGCUUGUUAAUGUCUGGACCCAUCCCCAAUGCAAAUUCACGGCAGGUGCUCAAUUGGGUCUAAAUGUGGCCACCACGACAGCAUUAGAACAGCAAUUUUUUUUCACUUGCUCGCCGAGUCUCCCUGUUGUUUUUAUUUUUCACCGAGCUGUACAAUGUUCUUAAGACACAUUCAAAAUGCACCCCCCCUACACUCUACUAGCAGUGCUUGUACAGCAAAGGGUUUUUGAUACUUUUUCAGAUUUGUCUCCGCUUCGGCACAGUAUUGAGUGCUACAUUGUUGAGUGUCAGCUUUAAGAGUGCUUGGAGACGUCUGUGCCAUAUUGGGAGGGAAGCAUAGCUUAGUGUAAACACUCUGCUGCGGUGAUGAGCCUGUUUUGCAGUACAGCACACUGAUCCAAACGGCGCAGAGCUCUCUGCUUGUCCAAUUUAGUCACCGACAACUUGUUAAAUGUUUCAACGAUGGAGACCAGAGGUGAAAACGACAGUGCGGCCUUGACAAAUCAUCGCCGGAUAAUUUAGAGGUUUUAUGACACUGCGUUUAAAACCCCCUUCUGCUCAGUGCAUACGAAUGUGUAAAUAUCUGAGAUGACAGCUCCCUUCACCACCAGAGACGCUGCAACUGAGCAGACAAUUGCACGUAAUUGUUCCAGAGCCGAAAAGGGGCCUGAGUCACAUCCAUACGAGUGACGAAACAACGCACUGCAA